AUGGAAAGCUUGCUUUGUGAUGAGGUGUGGCCUUCAAGUCCUGCUGUGAAUGAUCCUAUGAGUCAAAUGGAUCAUUGUGGAUCAAACAGUUACUGUGGAUCAUCAAUGUACACAACUAAGGAAGACUUUAAGCAGGCUCUUGCCAUAUGCUUGGGGAAGGAGAUGAGUUACAUGCCUGGACCCAACUAUGCAGAGAAAUUGUGUUCAAAUAGUUUGAUCAUUGCUAGGUUUAAAAGCAUUCACUGGUUUAUCAAGUGUAGAAGUCGGUUGAACCUCUCCCUUGGAACUGUUUUCUAUGCUGCAAAUUACCUUGAUCGAUUCAUAUCUACGAACCAUUGUAAUGGAUGGGAAUAUUGGAUGGUGGACUUGUUGUCUGUUGCCUGUUUAUCCAUUGCCACCAAAUUCAACGACACCUGCACUCCGACGCUGCUCGAAAUUCAGAUGGAAGAUCUUGACCAUUUAUUUGAGCCAAGCACAAUCCAACGAAUGGAAAUGAUGCUGCUAAAGGCAUUAGGAUGGCGCCUUGCUUCUACAACAUCUUAUUCUUACCUAGAAUUGUUGAUACAGAUCAUGGACUCUUUGAAACCUCAACUUCAUCAAGAGUUCAUUGCCCGAGUCAACAAGUUGCUUCUUGGAGCUAUUUCAGAUUUGAAGCUGCUGGGUUUUAGGCCAAGUGUGAUUACCAUGUCUGCCCUAAGGUGCAGUCUGGACAAGUUACAAACUUCAACAGCAACAUCUGAUGCCUGCCUCACUGAUCUUACAAGCUGA
This is a messenger RNA of Prunus persica (peach), 768 nucleotides long. RefSeq names its product putative cyclin-D7-1. Gene Ontology annotation, molecular function: cyclin-dependent protein serine/threonine kinase regulator activity. Gene Ontology annotation, cellular component: cyclin-dependent protein kinase holoenzyme complex; nucleus; cytoplasm. The coding region runs from base 1 to 768 and encodes 255 amino acids. Gene Ontology annotation, biological process: mitotic cell cycle phase transition; regulation of cyclin-dependent protein serine/threonine kinase activity. The transcript has 6 exons. The record is from RefSeq and is a predicted model, not a curated record. Lineage: Eukaryota; Viridiplantae; Streptophyta; Magnoliopsida; Rosales; Rosaceae.